Molecule: messenger RNA, 759 nt
Organism: Penicilliopsis zonata CBS 506.65
Lineage: Eukaryota; Fungi; Ascomycota; Eurotiomycetes; Eurotiales; Aspergillaceae
Exons: 3
Coding region: 119-595 (158 amino acids)
Source: RefSeq, a predicted model, not a curated record
ACAGACAGCGAUCCUUUGCUAAUAAGUAUAGCGAGGGGCUAUUACUACAAAGAAUUUCGGACUCCUCAGGAUAUAUUCGUGGUAAAAAGGGGUAUCGUAUCGGCAACACUUAUAACAGAUGAAAUUGGACUUCGUUUCACUCCCUGUGGGAAAUGGGCUCCGGCUCCGUUCGACGCCUGCGGACUGGCGGUUACACAACAACAGUGAAGAUUCAUCUCGUCUGUGUCGAAUCAGGGUUACCGUGGUCGUCAUGAGGAACAACGUUACACAAGGAAAAUGCCAAGCGAACGAAACUCGAAGACCUGACGAUGUUGCACCGAGGUACUUUCUAUUUGGCACCAGGCCUCCCGCCCUCCACGUGACACAAUCCCGCAGAGUGAUUCAACAAAGAAUGCGAGGACAAUAUCAUCAUGCUGCUAUUGUUCUAGGCUCACCUGACUGGAGGGGGAUAUGCGAUACGCACAUGAUUGCUGCCUUUAGCCAUCUUCUCCUCAUCAGCCUCCUCGCUCUCCAAAAAAAUUUGAAAUCCUCAUCAUCAUCGCUAUCCUAUUCCGUCUUCUCAAUCAUUCCCAAUGACUGCGAUCCGGUACUUUGAAGAUCAGUGGGAUGAUGUCGUUUUCGACCACAAGUCUUUCUCACUCCGGUCGUAUCUAAUAACUCUAGUCCUCGUGGCAGUCGGCACGACAGUGGCGGUAUUCCUGUUCAUUGAGGGGAGCUCACUUACUCUGCCGAAAUUCCUAUGAGGUGAGAUGGGGAAAG